CUCCUUGCACUGCUGUCUGUCAUCUACCAUCCACAAUCUUUGUGACGACGCCUACAGUGCCACGCCCGACGAGACUGUCCAGCCACAGAGCCGCUUCUCUCUUCUCAGAAGGGUUUCAGAGGAUUCCGGACACCUUGGUCUCAGUCUUUAAUUUCCUCUUCCUACUUCAUUAGUACCUGAAUCUAUUUUGCGGGUCGCCAUGGCUUCUCCGAGGGUCAUGCACGCCGUCCAAUACGAUCAUUACGGCGGUGGCGCUUCAGCUUUGAAGCAUGUUGAGGUUUCAGUUCCAUCUCCAAAGAAAGAUGAAAUUUUAUUGAAGUUGGAAGCAUCGAGCUUGAACCCUAUUGAUUGGAAAAUUCAGGAAGGUGUGAUAAGACCAUUUCUUCCACCUAAAUUUCCAUUUGUGCCAGUUUCAGAUGUUGCUGGGGAGGUUGUUGAGGUUGGUCCUGGUGUUCAGAACUUCAAAGUAGGGGACAAAGUGGUUAGCAUGCUUAACACAUUUAGGGGAGGCGGCCUGGCUGAAUAUGCAGUGGCAAUGUCUAGAUUGACUGUUAAGAGAUCCCCAGAGAUACCUGCAGAAGAAGGUGCAUGUCUAAACAUAGCUGCCCUUACAGCUCUGCAGGCACUCACCCAGGCUGCUGGAGUCAAGCUUGAUCAAAGUGGGCCAUCUACUAACCUUCUGAUAACUGCUGCAUCUGGUGGUGUUGGCCAUUAUGCGGUCCAGCUAGCAAAGCUUGGCAAUGCUCAUGUCACUGCCACUUGUGGGUCUCGCAACCUUGACCUGGUUAAGCGCUUAGGAGCUGAUGAAGUGCUUGAUUAUAAGACACCAGAAGGGGCAGCUUUGAAGAGCCCUUCAGGCAAGAAGUACGACGCUGUUAUCCACUGUGCAACAGGCAUACCAUGGUCAACGUUUGAGCCCAAUCUGAGUGAAAAGGGUAAGGUGAUCGACAUUACUCCUGGGGCAACAGCUCUGAUGACUUCCGUGAUAAAGAAGCUGACCUUUUCAAAAAAGUCCCUGGUCCCUCUAUUGUUGUUUCCUAAAGCUGAGAACCUGCAACUCUUGGUUAAUUUGACGAAAGAAGGAAAGCUGAAGACCAUAAUAGACUCGAAAUUUCCCUUGUCCAAGGCUGAAGAAGCCUGGGCUAAGAUCAUGGACGGUCAUGCUACUGGAAAGAUCAUAGUGACCUCCGAAUAGCAGGUGUAACUUUCCUGUCUGAGGCCAUAGGCAUGGGAAGUAAUUCCAUUUUCCUGCUUUUCUUUGAUCUCUUCCUGAAACCGUGGUGUUCAUAAGAUGUAACUUUGGACAGGGACAAAUACAGGAUUGGUUUGUUCUCUUACUCAUACAUCCUUACCGUGGAGAACCUUCGUGCCUUCUUCUUUCA
Molecule: messenger RNA, 1382 nt
Organism: Nymphaea colorata (pocket water lily)
Lineage: Eukaryota; Viridiplantae; Streptophyta; Magnoliopsida; Nymphaeales; Nymphaeaceae
Product: chloroplast envelope quinone oxidoreductase homolog
Exons: 4
Coding region: 200-1195 (331 amino acids)
Molecular function (GO): oxidoreductase activity
Source: RefSeq, a predicted model, not a curated record